This is a messenger RNA of Syngnathus acus (greater pipefish), 912 nucleotides long. RefSeq names its product THAP domain-containing protein 2-like. The transcript has 5 exons. Lineage: Eukaryota; Metazoa; Chordata; Actinopteri; Syngnathiformes; Syngnathidae. The record is from RefSeq and is a predicted model, not a curated record. Bases 227 to 796 code for a protein of 189 amino acids.
GUUGGUUAAAUAGCAGAUUUUCUUUUUGAAAAACGCGCCAUAGUUUGUUAUUUCUGCCUGGCUACUAAAGGCUGAGCUCAGGUUUACGAAUAUCAUUAAGUUUUCCUGAGAUAUAGAACGUUUUUUGACAUUCUAAUCUUUGUCGAAAUUGUCAUUUUAUGUGGUUGUGCUUAAUUGUUUGUUAAGAGGCUUUGAGUUAUUACAAAGAAAUACAACUUCACGUGGAAUGCCUGAUUUUUGUGCUGCCCACGCCUGCUCCAAUGAACGCAACCUCCAAACGAGAUCCCGUGGGAUCACCUUUCACAAGUUUCCAAAAAGCAAAGAGCGCAGGAGGCAGUGGGAACUCGCCGUCAGAAGGAACGGCUUCAUCGCAAACGAUCGCUCGCUGCUCUGCAGCGAACACUUUCGAGAUGAAGACUUUGAUCGGUCGGGACAGACGGUCAGGCUCAGAGAUGGUGUCUUGCCACAAAUCUUCAAUUUCCCCGCUCAUCUUCAAAAGCCGCCGGUAGCAAGAAGAAGCACAGCUACUUCCAGAAGGGCAGCAGAACCCUUGCCCGAGGCCCCUUCCCCUGCUUGCCGAACGGCGACCGGAGAAGGGCGAAAGAGCCAGAAGAGGACGUCCAGCGACCACUUGUACGCGUUGCCUUCCUGCCCCGUGGCUCUGAAGGCCAAAUUCGACGCGGCCAUGAAAGCGUUGUGGAAGCUGCAGUGCGAGAAGCGCAAUGCCCUUGCCAGGCAGAGGAGGGCCCGAAAAAAGACGGACAAUCGUGAAGAGCCACCCUCUCUCUGCGUUUAACCAUGUGACAGGGGCUUUCAUACAAUCACGUUUGCAUUUUAGCUCUGUACUUUAUUUAUUUAAAAGUGGACAAUUUAUCAUUUCACAUUUUGCUUGGAUGACAUUUUUUCCUUCAU